This is a messenger RNA of Lacerta agilis (Sand lizard), 2437 nucleotides long. Its product is annotated as zinc finger protein 500-like. The record is from RefSeq and is a predicted model, not a curated record. Lineage: Eukaryota; Metazoa; Chordata; Lepidosauria; Squamata; Lacertidae. Bases 103 to 1776 code for a protein of 557 amino acids. Gene Ontology annotation, molecular function: RNA polymerase II cis-regulatory region sequence-specific DNA binding; DNA-binding transcription factor activity, RNA polymerase II-specific. The transcript is spliced from 3 exons. Gene Ontology annotation, biological process: regulation of transcription by RNA polymerase II.
CACGGAGACGUGUGGAUUGUCUCAACAGCCUCUUUUGACUAGUCCCAGUUGGUACCGGCCAGAGGAUUCCUCCUUUUUGCUGAGGGGAAGGUUGGAGGGGAAAUGGCCGCCACACAAGAAGUGCCUCCUCCGGCGCUGGGCCUCCAUUUUUUGUACCCGUUAGAAGACACGCUGCCGCCGCGGGUGAAAAUGGAGGACCCUGGGCCGUCGUGCCCCGAAGCAGGGUGGGAAUGGGAUGCUGCAGGGAAGGCCCCCCUCGUCGUCCAGGCCGGCACCAUUAGUGAUUUGCUGAGGUGGGCGACCCCUCCCCAGGUGAGGAGCGACCCCAUCCCGCAGCUGUGGGAGGUUCAGUGCCAGGAGAUGGUGCAGACCCCCAUGGCAGUGCCGCCCCCGCCGCCUGCCUGGGGGAACCUCCAGCUCCCCGAGCUGGCGCCCGUGGAUGACAUCGAGGCCUAUCUGUCGUCCUUCGAGCGGGCGGCCGAAACCUGCCAGUGGCCGAGGGGAGAGUGGGUGACCCGCCUCAUGCCGGCCCUCAGCGGGAAAGGCCAGCCGCCCCAAAACGGCCUGGACUCCAGGAGCAGCCGGGGAGACCACAGGAAGUCCAAGUCCUCCGGCCUGCGAGGGGAGGCCGGGCCCAGCGUGGAGACGCAGCGCCAGCGCUUUCGGCAGUUCCGCUACCAGGACUCGGAAGGCCCCCGGGAGGCUUGCCGGAGACUGAGGGAGCUCUGUCGCCGCUGGCUGAAGCCCGAGAGCCGCACUAAAGAGCAGAUCCUGGAGCUGCUGAUCCUCGAGCAGUUCCUGACCAUCUUGCCCCAGGAGAUCCAGAACUGGGUGUGGGAGCGAGGCCCAGAGACGUGUGCCCAGGCGGUGGCACUAGUGGAAGGCUACCAGAUGGGACGGCGAGAGGCAGGCAUGUGGGAGCAACAGGUUACAGUACGGGUGAAAGUUGAGCAGGUAAGCCCGCAAGAGAUGAUUUUGCCCGGAGCGCCAUGGGAACCUCCUGCCCCACUGCUGCCCCACCUUGACUGCUUAUCCUCAACAGAAGUAACACUAAACCAGCCUCCCCUCAUCCCUGCUCUCAAGAUGCCCUGCAUCCCCAAACAGGAGCCCCGAGGACUUCAGGAAACAGGUGCCCUGAUGGUAAACGGGAGCCGAGAGGAGAACCCUUUGCAGGGAGGUGCCAUGGACGUGGAGCCUCACAGGGCGUUUCCUUCCGGGAAUUCCCAGGAAAACAUGGCGGCUGAAAACCGUGGUGGCGAGAGAGCCAGCCAGCCUCACGAAGAGAGGUGUGGUGAAACAGGAGAGAAUCCGGCUGCGCGCCCCGUCCCCAGCGGAGCCUCCCACCCGGCAGGAAAGCCCCUCCACCGGUGCUCAGAAUGCGGGAAAACGUUCAGCCGCAACUCGCACCUGCUCACCCACCAGAGGAUCCACACGGGGGAAAAGCCCCACCAGUGCCCCCAGUGCGGAAAGCGCUUUGGCCACACCUCCCAGCUGACCCGGCACCAGAGGACCCACGCCUCGGAAAGACCCUUCCGCUGCGCCCAGUGCAGCCGGAGCUUUUACCAGAGCUCGGAGCUGACCAGGCACCGCGCGUCCCACGCCAGGGACCGCCCUUACGGGUGCAGCCAGUGCGGCAAGAAGUUCCGCUGGAGCUCCGACCUCAUCCGGCACCAGAUCACCCACACGGGAGAGAGACCGUACAAAUGCCCCGAGUGCGGGAAGAAGUUCGGGCAGAACUCGCACCUCGUUCGGCAUCGGAGAACCCACACGACUUAGCGGGAGAUCUUCCCCCGAUGGAAGGAAACCUAAAUUGCCCUGCGCUGAGAAUUCACCGGGGGCCAAAGCAUGGACCGUGCUCACCACCAAGUUUGGUGCCGUUGUGGGCCAGAUGACUGGUGUCCGUUCAGCUUGACGUCUGCAGAUCGUUAUCUGUCAGGGAGGCUUAGUUAGAAUGAAUUCUAUUUACGUGCAAAGCGGGAGGGGCAGUGUGGCUGGUUUCCGGUUUCCAUUUUGUGUCUCGCCAGAAGCUCCACAGCACAACCAGACUGAGCGGUCCAAGAAGAUGCCCAGUCUUGCUUGGCUUGGCUUCUUGAACCGAUAACAUUGUGGUGGCACCAGCUGAAUGUCUCUUCUCUCUCUUUCUCUCUCUCUCUCUUUCUCUCUUUCUCUCUUUUUUAUAGGAAAGGCGAUAGAUCUUCUAGUCCUCUAGACAGGUUUAUUGUUACAUAACACAGCCUGUAUUUCCGUAUGCCAAGAUCAUACCUUUGUAGCAAAACAAAAGCAAUGUAUUUUUUAGAGAAGACGGUCCGUUCUGUAUUUGGGGAAGCGGGGAAUCUUCAGAACAGUGGAGAUCCCUCUUGGGGAAGCUGCUUUGGUACUUUGUUUUUUCCUGGGUGGUGGUGGAAAUCACAGCUUUGAUAAACAGGAGAGUUGUCAA